Messenger RNA from Megalobrama amblycephala (Wuchang bream), 717 nucleotides. RefSeq names its product scavenger receptor cysteine-rich type 1 protein M130-like. Bases 1 to 687 code for a protein of 228 amino acids. The record is from RefSeq and is a predicted model, not a curated record. Gene Ontology annotation, cellular component: membrane. Lineage: Eukaryota; Metazoa; Chordata; Actinopteri; Cypriniformes; Xenocyprididae. The transcript is spliced from 4 exons.
AUGGAGAGAUGCCUGACACUUGUUUUACUGUCUUUAUCUGUAAAACUCAUCACAGCUGACGGUGUGAAUGUGAGGUUGGUUGGUGGUACCAGUCGCUGUGCUGGUAGAGUGGAGGUUCUUCAUAGAGGUCAGUGGGGAACAGUGUGUGAUCUUGGCUGGGAUUUGGCUGAUGCUGCAGUGGUGUGUAGAGAGCUGGACUGUGGAGAACCUGUAGAUGCUCUGAGUGAUGCUCAUUUUGGAUCAGGAUCAGGACCAAUCUGGAUGAGUAAUGUCUGGUGUGCUGGAUCAGAGUCUACACUGAAGAAUUGUAGGUCAUUUGGAUGGGGUAAAAGCACCUGUGAUCAUGCUAAAGAUGCUGGAGUCAUCUGCUCAGAAGUCAGGCUGGUUGGAGGUUCUCGCUGCUCUGGGAGGUUAGAGAUACUUGAUGAUCAGUCGUGGGUUUCAGUGUGUGCUGCUGCCUUUGACCAGCAGGAUGCAGAGGUUGUGUGUAGAGAGCUGGACUGUGGGGCUCCUGUACAGGUGCUGGGAGAAGAUGCGUUUGGAAAAGGAGAUGCUCAGAUGUGGACACAAGAGAUUCAGUGCAGAGGAAAUGAAUCUUAUAUUUCAUUUUGCUCAACAUCAUCAUCCCACAAACACAGCUGCAUCAGUAACAAUAAUGUGGGCAUGAUGUGCUCUGGUAAAGUAUAACUAUUCAGUAGGCAUGCACCGAUACCAAUA